Clavispora lusitaniae ATCC 42720 is the source of this 2856-nucleotide messenger RNA. RefSeq names its product CCR4-NOT core subunit. Lineage: Eukaryota; Fungi; Ascomycota; Pichiomycetes; Serinales; Metschnikowiaceae. The record is from RefSeq and is a predicted model, not a curated record.
AUGUUAGAUGACACAGACGACGAUGACAAUACAUUAGACAUUCUGGCUCUGGUUCUGGCUUCGGUGUCCAACGAACACACAAUACUAUAUAGAGCAUGCCAUCUUCGAAAUAACAGAACGCUUGAACUUAUAUUCUAUGUGGUCGCUGGACUUUGCGACCCGCUGACCCAGCCUGGAGAAACCGAUGAGAUGGUCUUGAGUAUUGACUGUUUGGCAGACUUGGUAAUGGCCUUAUCAUACAGAGUGCUUCUAGCUGAAGAAAGUGGGAAGAAGGAAGCCAAGAAUUCCAAAAAUGCUCAUGCAAAUAAUGCAAACGAUAUUAACGAUGCUAAAGAUCUUGACGAUUUCAAAGACUCCAACGACCGUGACGACGCGAAACGUGUCAACGGCAACCUGGUUAAAGAUGCAAGUGAAACAGCUGAAGCGAAAGUCUCCUCUGAUGGACCAGCUGACGAAGCGGUCAGCGAUCAAAAUCCAAAAGUUGAAUCCAACACAAAUGAUUCAAGUACCACUAUAGACCUAACCCCCACACACGACCAGAGCGCAGCCGUGGCGCUGCUUCGCUUUACGCUAUCGCUUAGGCUCUUUGAGAUUCUCGAGGCGGCGCAAAAAGUGCUUCGUGCAGAUGAUGAGCUUCGUGUGCGCUACCUCCAGAACGAUAAAGAGCAGCUUGACGAGUUGAGCUCUUUUUGGCUUCCGCAGGUCGGCGAUAGUGAUGCGAAAAUCCUCUACUACAUGUGCAGCGUCAUAAUCUUUGUCUUGUACAAGCUUUUUCCCAGCAAACCUUACAAUGUGGCUUUGAACCCGUACACAGAUUACUUUCUCCGCUUAUGGAAAACGCACACGAGCAUAGUUGCAUUGGCAUUGGAAAUGGACCGGGAGUUGGAAGAGGAAGCAUGGUCUGUCCAAGGAGAGUACUUUGACACGCCAGAAAAUGUCAAGCGAGCGCUUCUUGGGCUGAGCGCCAUUCGUACAGUUUUAGCAUAUGUUCUCAACCAGGCACUGCCGCCGGUCCAUGAUGACAAUGGACAGAAGAAAAAUAGGGAACACGACUUGAAAAACCUCCCCAUGCUUGAUUUUUUCCAUCCUCUUUCGCGUACAGCGCGUCAUUGCGGCGCUUUGGUUGCCGACGAAAGAUUAUGCAUGGUCGUUCUGCUUAUACUUGGGUCCAGGCAACUGUAUUCUGUCCAACUGGAACAGGAGGUGACGUUUCCCCUCUUCGAUGUUGAAGAUUACAACUUCCGCCGAAACGCCCGGCAGUCAUUUUUGGGUGCUGCUGGUGACCUAAUUGUAGACACUUAUCACGGCGACCAGUUCGAUGAGGACAUCAAAUACGUAUUUGGAUACUACGAUUCCGAUGAGGAAAGUGAGGCGGCGCUGGAAAUGGAAGACGUGGCUAUGGCACUUCGCACAAAGAAUGGGAUAGAGUUUGACGAUAAUGGCCGUGAUUGGCGAGAUUGUGUCAGAGGGGAAAACGUCGAGUUUACCGAAGAAUUCUUGGAGCUUGAUGCGCGGUAUAAUGCGCUCGUGGAGAAAAGCAGCUCUAACGAUUUCAUUGGCACGUGGGACGACGUAAAGAAAGCGUUGGAGUUUUUGGAACAGCUAGAUAUGGAAAACUCAGCAACUUUCUUAGAGAAAAUGGGGCAGGUCUACGCCAACACGAUUGCCAAGGCUAUCAAAGACGAGGACACAGAAACUGACUGCGACAUAAACCCAGAUAAGCUCUACAAAUUCUUUGUCUCGCCUGCACCAGCCAUGUUUCUAGACGGAACACACCAGCGGAAAACAUAUCUUAUUCAACUUCGAAGGGUAACCAAUUUCGAGCUUGUGCUUGUCAACAACCCUACGAUCGCAUUUUCCAUGCUUGAUGAGCUUUUUAUGUGUCCUGGCCUUCGACGUUCUCUUAUCUGGUACUUGACGCAUGGAAUCAACCUCCACAUGUCACUCAUCAAUUAUAUAUACGAGUUGGCUGUUGGGCUUCGUGGAAACAAUCCAGACAGACCAUCGAACCUUCGCUUCUCACGAAAAGGGGGGCUGUUGGUAUUGUCCCCAAUCGAGCGGCUGAUGCUAUUGCAUGAGUUCUUUAUGAGUGCGAGUUGCUGGCUAUUCCAAGGGGAGUUUGACAGCUCUACAGAACUCCCUGAACUGCGGGCAAAAAAGUUGGUGAGCUACAUGUGUUUGAUGAUUCUGAUGCUCAUAAGCCGUAAAGUCAUUGUCUUUGAUCGGUCUGACGCAGAUUUUUUUGAAGACUAUUCGCAAGACCUUCAGGUUCUCUUAUUCCCUUGGAUAGGCAAAGUUCCUGAGGCACGGGAGUUGUUCUUUUCCAUUAAGAAGCAAAUGUAUCCAAGCGAACCGGCGCAAAUUGAAAAUCUGACCGAACCAGCAGAACGCCCAAAUAAUAUCCAUGAGGCCUUGGAGGACUUGGAAAAACUCUCAGAUAAAGAAAUUUACAAGUACGCAGUCACUGACAAGGCCAUGGAUGUUUUCACGGAUUUUGCUCGCCGCAUCUUUUACCAUAUUUGUAAACAGCACAACAUAACCAUCAAAGAAAGCGACUUCAAUGUUACAACCCUGGCAAACGACGACUUUGCACUCUUUUUGGCAAACUACAACCAAUUGGCUCGAUGCAAUCAUUUUGUGCUUCUUCUUUUCGAUCUUCUCAGACCAGAAGUCAUUGGAGAUCGACCAGGGAGAGAAGAGGAAGAGGACGAAGGAGAAGAGGACACGAGGGAUCAUGUUGUCGAUUCGGAAUUCAAUGAUGAGUUUCUCAACGGAGAAGGCCAAUUCCAAGAAAGGAUAAGCGUGGAGAAGAAGAAAAAGACGAAAAAGAAAAAGAGUAAGAAGAAGAAGAAGUAA